Molecule: messenger RNA, 1464 nt
Organism: Quercus robur (English oak)
Lineage: Eukaryota; Viridiplantae; Streptophyta; Magnoliopsida; Fagales; Fagaceae
Product: protein FAR1-RELATED SEQUENCE 5-like
Exons: 1
Coding region: 1-1464 (487 amino acids)
Biological process (GO): regulation of DNA-templated transcription
Source: RefSeq, a predicted model, not a curated record
AUGGAUACUAGUCAAAUCAUUUUAUUGGAAGAUGAAUUGAAUGGUUGCAUAGCUGAUCAACAAGAGAAGGCUCAAGUAGAACCUACUCAUGGAAGCCCAAACAAAUCAAAUACUCCAAGUAAAUAUAGCAAAGAAAUUGUAGAAGUUCCAGAAAUUGUGUUGGAAGAUGAAUUCAUUGGUUGGAUACCUGAUCAACAAGAGAAGGCUAAAGUAGAAAUUACUCCUGGAAGUCCAAACAAAUCAAAUACUCCAGCAAUUGGUAUGAAAUUUGAUUGUGAUGAUAGUGCAUAUGAAUUUUACAAAGACUAUGCUCACCGAAUCGGCUUUAGUGUACGGAAACAUUCUGUAAAGCGAGGAAAUGUGGGGCAAAUUAUAAGGAGAACAUUUAGUUGCUCAAAAGAGGGUGAACGAGUUUUUGACAAACGUCGAAAAAAUGCAUCUUAUCGUCGUCCAAUUUCACGAACAGGUUGUUUAACACAGAUGACCUGUCAUCUUCAAAAGGAUGGCAUGUUACAUGUUGUUUCUUUUCACGGCCAGCAUAAUCAUGAGUUUGCUCCUUCGCCAAUGAAACAUAUGUUAAGAUCAAAGAGAAAAAUUUCACUUGCUCAAAAAGCCAUUGCAAAUGAUGCAGAGAGGUCUGGAAUAUCAAUAAAACAAACCAUUGAAUUAUUGAGCAUGCAAGCUGGGGGUCGUGAAAAUCUUGGGUUUAUAGAUGUUGACUAUAAGAAUCAUGUACAUAAUGAGAGGAGGAUGGCUUUGAGGAAAGGAGAUGGACCUGCAAUGAUGGAGUUCUUUCAUAAGAUGCAAUUGGUAGAUCCAUCUUAUUUUUAUUCAAUACAAGUUGAUGAUGAUGGUCAAAUCAUGAACAUUUUUUGGGCUGAUACUAGAUCAAUAGUUGAUUAUGGGAACUUUGGAGAUGUUAUUUGUUUUGACACAACUUAUCGAACAAAUAGAUAUGAUCGUCCCUUUGCUCCAUUUGUUGGGGUUAAUCAUCACAGACAAUCAAUUAUCUUCGGUGCAGCUUUACUUUAUGAUGAGACUAUAGAGUCAUUUAAGUGGUUGUUUGAAACUUUUUUAACUGCAAUGUCAGGAAAGCAGCCAAGAACUAUACUUACAGAUCAAUCUGCUGCAAUGGCUAAAGUAAUAACAGAGGUAUUUCCUAAAUCUAAUCAUCGUUUGUGUGUAUGGCAUAUUUAUCAGAAUGCUGCUAAGAAUCUACAUCAUGUAUUUCAUUCAUCUAAGCAAUUUGCAAAAGAUUUUAGUGAUUGUUUAUAUGAGUAUGAAGAUGAAGAUGAAUGGCUUAUUUCAUGGGAUUAUAUGCUUAAGGAAUAUGGUCUUACUGAUAAUAAAUGGUUGCAUAGCAUAUUUGAUGUGAAAGAAAAAUGGGCUAUUGUAUAUGGUCGACACAUGUUCACUGCCGAUAUGAAAAGCACCCAACGUAGUGAGUCAAUAACAAUGUGUUAA